Phaeodactylum tricornutum CCAP 1055/1 is the source of this 1299-nucleotide messenger RNA. RefSeq lists its product with no specific name. Gene Ontology annotation, molecular function: transmembrane transporter activity. Gene Ontology annotation, biological process: transmembrane transport. Lineage: Eukaryota; Bacillariophyta; Bacillariophyceae; Surirellales; Neidiaceae. The annotation marks the transcript as partial. The record is from RefSeq and is a predicted model, not a curated record. The transcript has a single exon. Gene Ontology annotation, cellular component: membrane.
AAACUGGGUGUCAUUCCUUUGGCGAUUCUGGUUUUUUACAGCGUGUCCGGCGGACCCUUCGGAGUCGAGGCCGCCGUCCGGAGCGGCGGUUACUUCUACACCCUCCUUGGCUUCUUAAUCCUGCCGUGGUUUUGGUCGCUAGCCGAAGCCGCCAUGACGGCCGAGCUUGGAACAGCCUUCCCGGAAGCCGCUGGAGGCGUAGCCUGGGUAGAGACCGCCUUUGGACCCGCCGCCGGUUGGAUGGCAGGGUAUUUAGGCUGGAUGGCUGGAGCUACGGACAACGCAAUCUAUCCAGUUUUGUUUUUGGAAUAUCUGUUGCAAGUGUUGGGAGACGAACAGGACGCCGUCAAUCUGCACCCCUAUUGGCGUUUCGCACUGUUGAGUACAACUUCCAUUUUUCUGGCCUACAUUAACUGGUUGGGCUUGCCGGUCGUCGGACAAAUGUCACUUAUAAUUUGUGUCAUUGCGAUGAGUCCUUUUAUCAUUUUGUGUGUGGUCGGCGCCUUUUCCGUCGAACCCCAUCGCUGGUGGCUCAGACCGACCAACGAGCCGGAUGUCAUAGGCGACGAUUCAACCGCCGUUGGCGGCAUUGCCUGGAGAGUCUUUCUUAAUAAUUUGUUUUGGAAUUUGAAUUCAUUCGACGCCGCCGCCAGUUUUGCGGGCGACGUCCAAGAUCCCGUGGAACGAGUGCUACCACGAGCCAUGGGGUGGUCCGUUCUCCUAGUCGCGGCCGGCUACUUUCUUCCGCUAUUAGUCGCCACGGGAGCAUUGGACGAUGCUGUCUUCACCUACCGUGACUGGACGGACGGAUUCUUUGCCAAAGUUGCAAGCGAGGUGGUUGGACCUUGGUUGGGAGCAUGGACAGUUUUUGCGGCGGGUGUCAGCAACAUUGCGCUUUUUCAAGCAGAACUGAGCGCUGAUGCCUUCCAAUUGGCGGGCAUGGCGGAACGCGGUCAUGUUCCCUCCUGUUUUGCUACAAGAUCCCGUCAUAACACCCCCACCUACGGAAUCAUGCUUGGGACGCUAGUGAUUGUAAUUCUCAGCGUGGCCAAGCUCGAUACCUUGAUUGAAAUGCUGAAUUUCAAUUACGCUUUGGCGCUUUUGUUGGAGUAUGCAGCCUUUGUGUCACUUCGGUUGAAUUUCCCUGACUUGAAUCGUCCUUUCCGCGUUCCUUUGAACAAUACCAUCUGCCUCGUUUUUCUAUGUCCGACGGUAUGCUUGAUUUUUGUCGUUCUAAGUUUGGCCAACCGGGAAACCUAUCUCUUCAGCUUCGUAGCCAACCUAGUCGGUAUUGUGAUC